This is a messenger RNA of Thermothielavioides terrestris NRRL 8126, 5260 nucleotides long. RefSeq lists its product as uncharacterized. Gene Ontology annotation, biological process: DNA-templated transcription. Gene Ontology annotation, molecular function: DNA-directed RNA polymerase activity; DNA binding. The record is from RefSeq and is a predicted model, not a curated record. The coding region runs from base 277 to 4920 and encodes 1547 amino acids. The transcript has 3 exons. NCBI's taxonomy places the organism in Eukaryota, Fungi, Ascomycota, Sordariomycetes, Sordariales, Chaetomiaceae.
CAUCAGGUCGUGAUAAGACUGGACAAUCACUUCGUUGCCGCCAGUGCGUCGGGAUCGUGGUGAUACCUGCCUUCCACUCAGAUAUCCCACCACGCUGGAAUCCAGCUUUCUCGUCCCGUUUCGACUUCCAAUUGCCGACCAGUGAGGAUUCGCAGGACACGCACUGCCCGCUAUGAGCAGGUAGCGAAGCGAGAGGACAUCCAGGGCCGCUCCCGAACCCUUGUUUGCUUUGACGAGGACCUCGUCACCCCAAGAUCCCACCUUUGAGUGCACACAAUGGCGACUCAACAGAAAGCCCGCCGACACAAUGAACAGGUGGUCGAUCAGGUGCCAAAACGCUUCAAGGCGCUCAAAUUCGGCAUUCAGUCGCACCAAGAUAUCGUAAGCCAGGGCGUUCUCGAGGUCUCGGAUAACCUGCUCUACGAUGUCGAGAACCGGCGAACGGCGUUUCCCCAUGGCCCGCUCGAUCCGCGGCUGGGAACGUCGAGCACGAAUCGAGAAAACAAAUGCAGCACGUGCCACCUUGGACUUCAAGAGUGCCCUGGUCAUUUCGGCCACGUUCGAUUACCGCUGCCGGUCUUCCACAUCGGUUAUCUCAAAUACAUCCAGGCGACGCUGCAAAACAUUUGCAAGGACUGCGCCAGGGUCCUCCUGCAGGAGCCCGAACGGCGCCAGUUUUUGAAGGAGCUGCGCCGUCCCGGCAUUGACAAUCUGCGGCGGUCGGCCAUCCUCAAACGAAUCAACGAGCAGUGCAGGAAGGCGAAGACCUGCCCGUACUGUGGCUCGAUCCAGGGUGUGAUUCGGAAACUUAGCGUCAUGAAGCUUGUCCACGACAAGUAUGCGGCCUACAACAAAUCGACGGCCCAGAAGAAGAUCGCCCCGCAGAGCAAGCUCGAGUUCGAUGCGUCGUUCGAGCAGGCUAAGAAAUACACGCCUGAGCUGGAGAAACACACGCGCAAGGCGAUGGAUGACUUGAACCCGCUCAAAGUCCUGAAUCUCUUCAAGCAAAUCAGCCCGAGCGAUUGCGAGUUCCUCGGACUGGAUCCCGCCGAGGGCCGGCCAGAAAUGUUCCUCUGGCAAUACGUCCCUGCGCCACCAAUCUGCAUCAGACCGUCCGUCGCUCAGGAAAAUGCGAGUAACGAGGACGACAUUACCAGCAAGUUGUCGGAAAUCAUCUUGUAUGCCGGCCAUCUGCGGGAGUCGAUGAAGAAAGGAGUAGCGUUGCCUGUCAUCAUGGAGCAGUGGGAGUUUCUGCAGCUGCAGGUGGGCAUGUACGUCAACAGCGAUGUGCCGGGCCUCUACCAGCCCGGGUUCGGCAAGCCCAUUCGCGGGUUUUGCCAGCGCCUCAAGGGCAAACAGGGCCGAUUCCGUGGCAACCUCUCCGGAAAGCGUGUCGACUUUUCCGGUCGAACGGUCAUCUCGCCUGAUCCCAACCUGAGCAUCGAGCAAGUAGCGGUCCCUCAGCUCGUUGCCAAGAACUUGACAUACCCAGAGCGCGUGAAUCACGCCAACAUUGAGAAGCUGAGGGAGCGUGUCAUCAACGGGCCACACAUCUGGCCCGGAGCCCAGGGCAUCAUCAAGAAAGACGGCUCCAAGUACAACCUCAAGAUCGGCAAGGAGAGUCUCCGAGAGCGGCACGCAGACAACCUGGAAUUCGGCGAUGUCGUUGAGCGCCACCUCGAGGACGACGAUAUUGUUCUGUUCAACCGGCAGCCUUCCUUGCACAAGCUCAGCAUCAUGAGCCAUCUCGUCAAGGUCCGGCCCUGGAGGACGUUCCGUCUCAACGAGUGUGUCUGCACCCCGUACAACGCUGAUUUCGAUGGCGACGAGAUGAACCUGCACGUCCCGCAGACGGAGGAGGCCCGGGCGGAGGCCAUCAACCUGAUGGGGGUCAAGCACAAUCUUAUUACGCCCAAGAACGGCGAGCCCAUCAUUGCUGCCACGCAGGAUUUCAUCACGGCAGCAUUCCUGCUAAGUAGCAAGGACCGCUUCUUCGACCGGACGACGUUCACCUACAUCUGCACCCAGAUGCUCCUGGGUGACACAUACCUCGAGCUCCCCCCGCCCGCCAUCAUCAAGCCAAGGGCGCUCUGGACGGGCAAGCAAAUUUUCAACGUCAUGAUGCGGCCCAACAAAGAAUCCCCAGUCCUUGUGAACCUCGACGCGAAAAACAAAGCUUUCCAGAAGAAACAGGACGGCGAGAUUCCAGACAUGGACAUUGACGACGCCUUCCUGGUCGUCCGCAACUCGGAAGUCAUGUGCGGGAGGAUGGACAAGUCGACGGUCGGAGGCGGCAAGAAAAACUCGGUCUUCUACGUGAUCCUUCGAGAUUUUGGACCGGAAUAUGCUGCUGCUGCCAUGAAUCGCCUGGCCAAGCUCAGCGCCAGAACCUUGACCCUGCGCGGCUUCUCCAUCGGCGUCGGCGACGUGUGGCCAUCUGAUUCUUUGACGGCUCACAAGGCGAGCCUCGUAGAGGACGCAUAUAAGAAGUGCGACGACCUCAUCGAGACCUACAGGCAAGGCAAACUCGAAAAGGCCCCGGGCUGCAACCUCGAGGAGACUCUCGAAAACAUCAUCUCGGGUAUUCUCAGCAAAGUCCGACAGCAGGCGGGCAACUACUGCGUCGACAACCUGAGCAAGAACAAUGCGCCCCUGAUCAUGGCCAAGUCGGGUUCCAAGGGCUCCGAGAUCAACGUCGCCCAGAUGGUUGCUUGCGUCGGUCAGCAGAUUAUCUCGGGCAAGCGUGUGCCAGAUGGGUUCCAGGACCGCAGUCUGCCGCACUUCCACAAGAAUGCGCGCCAGCCUCCCUCCAAGGGCUUCGUCCGGAACAGCUUCUACACCGGGCUCGUCCCGACCGAGUUCCUCUUCCACGCCAUCUCCGGCAGAGAGGGUCUCGUCGAUACAGCCGUCAAGACGGCUGAGACGGGCUACAUGUCUCGACGGCUGAUGAAGUCGCUGGAAGACCUCUCAGCGCAGUACGACGACACGGUCCGUACGUCGGAGGGCGGAAUCGUGCAGUUCCAGUAUGGCGCGGACAGGCUGGAUCCCGUCGACAUGGAAGGCGAUGCGAAGCCUGUCGACUUCGCCAGGACUUGGAAUCACGCGCAAAGCAUCACGUGGAGCAACUCGGAACCUUCACUGCUGCCAUGGGAGGUCCAAGAACUGUGUAAAACCAUCCUCGACGCAGAGAGGAAGAAGUACGUCAGGCGACACCUCGUCACGAACGAGGAGAUCAAGUACGACGACGACACGAUUCGCCAGAGCAUGGACCAUGACGUCCUAAUUGCCAUUGAUGAACACGAGAGCGUGCGGGUUUUCCUCAAUACGAUCCACGACUACGUGAGAGAACGAGCUUUGAAGCUGGCAAAGGCACGCAAAGCAGUUGGGCUGGAUCCGUGCAUUCCGCCAACCGACCAGAGGAUGCGAGAGGCGAUUGACAAGUGGGAGCCGGCGACCAAGGGCGGCUCGGAAACGGGGAUGCACGCGCUUGGCGAGCCGCGCGAUCCGUCCGAGUACGUCCUCAAGGAUCUACGGCGAAAGGUCGAUGGCGAGGAUGAGUUUGGUGACGCAGCUCGAGCCAAGGCACAGGCGCACGUCGACCGGGUGGCCAAGGUGUCGGAACGUACACUGCGAACAUUUAUCCAGAUGUGCCUCCACAAGUACAGGAGGGCGCGGGUCGAGCCGGGUCAUGCCGUGGGAGCGGUGGGGGCGCAGUCGAUCGGCGAGCCGGGCACUCAGAUGACACUGAAGACGUUCCACUUUGCGGGUGUCGCGGGUAUGAGCAUCACGCAGGGUGUACCCCGUAUCAAGGAAAUCAUCAACGCAUCCAAGCUCAUUAGCACGCCCGUCAUCACGUGCAAGCUGGAGAACAAGUGGGACAUCAAGGCGGCGCGCGUGGUCAAGGGGAGGAUCGAAAAGACAUACAUCUCGGAUGUCAUCUCGUACAUUGAUGACGAGUGGCUUCCGGACGUGGCCAAGAUCGUGCUGCAAGUCGACGUCCAGGCCUUGUCCGACAUGCAGCUCGGCAUCACGACAAAAGAUAUCGCGGAUGCCAUCGUCCGGGCCAAGAAGCUGAAGCUCAAGGUGGAGCCAGAAGACCUCAGGAUCAGCGCCAACCGCGUCGAGGUGGUUGUGCGCAACACGUGGCAGGAUGUCACGGCAGCCCGGAAGGCGGCGCGGGCCCGGGCCGCGGCCAUCGAAAAGGGGCAGCACGUGUCCAGCGCGACGGACGAAUCGGCCGCCGACUUCCAGCUGCGGGUCAACUUCCUCAAGCGCAUGCUGCCGCACGUGGCCAUCUCGGGCUACCCGGAGGCGGCGCGGGCGAUCAUCCAGACGAGCGACGCGAACGAACACGAGGUGCUGGUCGAAGGGUACGGGCUCCGGGCGUGCAUGACGACGGAGGGGGUGAUCGGCACGCAGUGCGUGACCAACUCGGUCAUGGAGUGCCGCGACGUGCUGGGCAUCGAGGCGGCGCGCACGACGAUCGCCAAGGAGAUCGGCCAGGUCAUGUCCAGCAUGAGCAUCGACCCGCGCCACAUGGAGCUGCUGGCCGACGUGAUGACGUACAAGGGCGAGGUCCUGGGCAUCACGCGGUUCGGGCUGGCCAAGAUGCGCGACAGCGUCCUGCAGCUGGCCUCGUUCGAGAAGACGCCGGACCACCUGUUCGACGCGGCCGCGGGCAUGAAGAAGGACCGCAUCCAGGGCGUCAGCGAGUGCAUCAUCAUGGGGCAGACCAUGUCCAUCGGCACCGGCGCGUUCCAGGUCGUGCGCAGGCUGGGCAUCAGGGACCACCAGAUCGCCCGCCGGCCGACGCUGUUCGAGGACGCAUGGAAGAAGGACGAGGCCGCCAAGCGGAAGCUGAGGUUGGCGAAGCGGAGGAGCGGGCCGGAACAGGCCGGGAUGGUAGCUGUGGCUGGUUAAUGCCGGGUGGGGCUCCCAGGUUUUGGGUAGUGUAGAGGAAAGGAGCAAUCAUCGGAGCAGGGGUCCAGGUGCGAAUGUUAGAAUUGAAUUACAGCGAAGUCCAAGUCUCCGUCUCCGUCCCGGUGGUCUCGAUGGACUGUGGCCUUCUUCUGAGCAUGAAUAGACCGCUCGCAGUCAACAAGUACCUUGGCUAGCAUUCUACAUGAAUGUUUGAGAAACGGUUGGCGCAUCCGCUCUUCGGCAUGCCGGGAGGGAAGAUGAGCACGGUCAACGCUUGCCGCGAUGUCGAGUCGGGCCAGUCCAGGGGUAUCACGUGAUCUGGCGCUCCCUUGUCGCGUCG